AUGCUCAAGCAAAAGACAGAAGAGCAAAAGGUCUGGCAAAGACGCGCAAUACCCAGUGGCUUAGUGGCUAACUUUCAGUUUGAUGACCAAGCGAACUUGUCAGCAGGUCCCAAGUCCUUGGGGGCUUUUACCUUCCAUGGGUUGAUCGACGGCUUACGAAACGGACAUCACUACGUCAAAACACGAAUGAACCAGAUUCAAGAAGGCGAUUACGUCGGCACCCGUUACCGCGGUGGAACACACCAAGGCUAUGCCGCCCAAGUUUCUGACGGGAAAGUCGUGUUUAAAGAUCAGCACGGGCACACGGUUACCCAUAAUGUGUCCACCCUCGCCAAAGACCCGGAUAGAAGUCCAAGCACUCAGAACUUGGAUGAAACCCAAAAGGAGCAACUGAGGAAAGCAUGGAAGCAAGAAAUGGGGCAGUGA
Spizellomyces punctatus DAOM BR117 is the source of this 426-nucleotide messenger RNA. RefSeq lists its product as uncharacterized. The record is from RefSeq and is a predicted model, not a curated record. The transcript has 4 exons. NCBI's taxonomy places the organism in Eukaryota, Fungi, Chytridiomycota, Chytridiomycetes, Spizellomycetales, Spizellomycetaceae. The coding region runs from base 1 to 426 and encodes 141 amino acids.